Molecule: messenger RNA, 1833 nt
Organism: Akanthomyces muscarius
Lineage: Eukaryota; Fungi; Ascomycota; Sordariomycetes; Hypocreales; Cordycipitaceae
Exons: 5
Coding region: 1-1833 (610 amino acids)
Biological process (GO): regulation of DNA-templated transcription; DNA-templated transcription
Molecular function (GO): zinc ion binding; DNA binding; DNA-binding transcription factor activity, RNA polymerase II-specific
Source: RefSeq, a predicted model, not a curated record
AUGAUGAGGAACCAAGCCUGCGAGCCGUGCGCGAAGCGAAAAGUCAGAUGCGACCGCGCUGAUCCCAGCUGUUCCAACUGCAAGCGCCGCAAACAGGAUCGCUGCGUAUACCUAGACCCAUCCUCUGAUGCGCGCAUCAAACGACUAGAGGAAAUAAUUCGAUCUCUUGGGGGCGAGGCUCUGCUUAACGGGCUGUCUGACACGCCCGAUGAAGCUGAGAGUGGCACAUCUACAGGCAAUAAAGUCGCCAACACGUCAUCUGUCGAGCGAGAUGUCGACCGCUCGAUAUACUUGGAGUCGCAAGGGUGGCUGUCUUGGGUGAAUGUCACGCGUGGCCGUCGUGAUGUCAUUUCCCAGCUCGGGCCGGAAGCAACUGUGCAUCGGCCGGCGAAGGGCUUGCCGCACGCAUUCUCAGGAUCACCAAUGAGUCUACAAACGCAACAGUCAAGUACAUUAGCCGAUUCUUUUAGAGCGACACCAGAGGCUGCCAAGCUUUGGAUGAUGUUCCGGGAGCGCGUCGACCCCGUCGCCAGGCUGUCUUUCUCAUGGACCCUGGAAAGGCUGCAAUCAGCGGUGAGCGAUCAAUCACUGUACAAAAAGCUCACAGCAGGGGAGCGCGCGCUCAUUGUGGCUUCUUGCUACUUUGGAGUAGUCAGCUUGACUAAGGAUGAGUGCCUCGCUGAAUGUGGCAUUUCCAAGCCCGACAUGCUGACCGCGUACCGCUACCAUUGCGAGCAAUCACUGAUUCACAUCAACAUUUUGACAAUUUCCGACAUGGAAUCUCUCAAGGCGCUUUGCCUUUACGUGAAAGCGAGUGUCGACAUGGUGUCAAGCCAAAGCUUAUGGUCGCUAAUGGGUCUUGUUUGCCGCAGCGCAGAACUACUGGGUAUUCACCGCGACGGUGAGCUCCUUGGCCUCGGCGCUGUCGAGACCGAAGAGCGCCGGCGUCUGUGGUGGCAAAUCCAGCACAUUGACCUCAUCAUGGCUGUCAAGAACGGGAGCACCCCCCUCACGUUUACAUGCGAUUGGGACAGCAGACUUCCUCUCAAUAUUGAAGACGAGGAAAUUUCCUUGGAUGACACAAUAUUGAAGGAAAAGCCAGGCAUGACGACAUUCUCAUACACGUUGUUUACUUGCUGGAUCAUGUACCAGCAGCGACGCUUCCGUCUUGUGCAUCGCCAAGAAGCAGGCCUUCAAACUCAGUUUCUGCAGUACUGCGACCCUAGCGCGCCGAUCGAUACGUUGCUGCAAGUUUCUGCGCGGGCUGUGCUCUGUGCGCUACGUUUACGUAGGAUGCACGAGACAAGGAUGACGUGCAAGGAGAUGGAAACUGCUUUUCACAACAAGUACCUGGAUCUCUGCAUGAAGGUACUCGGCUAUACCAUCAUGACAUUCACGCAGCCUUCGUUAAAGUCGUUUCACUGGAUGGGUGAGGUGAGCAUGAUGUGGCAUGCUCUGAUUACUUUACUGGUUGACAUGCCACAGAUGACUGACGAAGGUCGAAUUAAAGCCGCGUGGGCGCUGCUUGCCGAUUUAUAUGAAGCGGCCGCGUUUCUGAAAGACUUUGCAUUAGACCAGAGGCGGUUGCGGGCGGCUGAAUUGGUCCUUGCUGCUUGGAAGGCGUGUGCGAGUAAACCCGUGGUGAAUGGCAUGCAAAAACCCGCAUUAAUCACGGAACUCGAGACCAUUGUAUCGCAGGCGACGGCAACAGAUGAUACGCACCCGGAUUUGCAAAUUAGCGAGCAUGUUGCUGACGGGACUCAAACAGAUCAGACAUUUUCUGAGCUAUUAGCUUUGGACUUUGUCGAUAUAGAAUGGUCUUAUUGGCAGUAG